This is a messenger RNA of Carassius auratus (goldfish), 1405 nucleotides long. RefSeq names its product ras-related protein Rab-27B-like. Gene Ontology annotation, molecular function: GTPase activity; GTP binding. Lineage: Eukaryota; Metazoa; Chordata; Actinopteri; Cypriniformes; Cyprinidae. The record is from RefSeq and is a predicted model, not a curated record. The transcript is spliced from 7 exons. Bases 364 to 1017 code for a protein of 217 amino acids.
GCCGCGGGGCUGCUACAGAUCCACACGAGAGCGCGCAGGACCCUCACACACACUCAUUAGUACACUUGAGGAGGUGUGUUUCAGUGUUUGAGCGUUUCAUUGAGCAGAUUCCCGUUCGGAUGAGGCGCGGUUCGAGCGGCGGCGGGCUUUGAUGAGGAUGAGGAUGAUGAAGAGCGCGAGACACCUGUGAACACGUCCAGCGUCAGUCACUGAGAUCCCCAGGCCUUCAGUGCUAACGGUCCAGGCGUUCUCCUCCAGAGAGCAGAGGAAGCUGAUCUGGACUGGGAUCAGGUCUGUGGUGGUUAACUGCGGCACGCUUCAGGAACAGGAGGAGAAACACCAGGGUUCAGCUCCAGCAGCACUAUGACCGAUGGAGAUUACGACUAUCUGAUCAAACUCCUGGCUCUCGGGGACUCCGGAGUGGGCAAGACCACCUUUCUCUACCGCUACACCGACAAUAAGUUCAACCCCAAAUUCAUCACCACCGUGGGCAUCGAUUUCAGGGAAAAGAGAGUGGUUUAUACGACGAACAGCUCCAAUGGAACGACCGGAAAGACGUUUAAGGUUCACCUGCAGCUCUGGGACACGGCGGGACAGGAGAGAUUCAGGAGUUUGACCACGGCCUUCUUCAGGGAUGCCAUGGGUUUCCUGCUCAUGUUCGAUCUGACCAGUCAACAGAGCUUCCUCAACGUCAGGAACUGGAUGAGUCAGCUCCAGGCGAACGCGUAUUGUGAGAAUCCAGAUAUUGUUCUUGUGGGUAAUAAAGCUGAUCUGAACGACCAGAGAGAAGUCCAGGAGAAACAAGCGAAGGAACUAGCGGACAAAUAUGGAAUUCCCUACUUCGAGACGAGUGCGGCGACCGGCGCUGAGGUGGAUAAAGCCGUGGUGACGCUGCUGGAUCUGGUGAUGAAGAGGAUGGAGCAGUGUGUGGACAAACCCGCGGUGGACACACACAACACUGAUGGAAGCAGCAAACUGGACGCCGCGGCGGGAAACGAGAAGAAGUGUGCGUGUUAAAGCAGCGGCACCCAUCGGAUGUGUUACUGAAAUGUGUGGACUAUGUGUUUUCCCCUCGGAGAGCUGUGUUACUGCCUCGUGAUCUUUAACAAACCUCGUACAGAUUUAGCCAUGAUUACUACUGUCAGCAAAUGCAUCUGAAAUGUUCAAAUAGAAUAGAGAUCUUAGGUCAGAAACUCACACUGAAACCCUGAUGCAAACGCUCAUCAUCUAAACAGAUGUACAUCAACAAGAACAGAAUUAUCUGAGCAACAUUCAUACGCUGCCAGUCGAAAGUCUGGAGUUAUUAUGAGUUUGUAAUGUUUCUGAAAGAAGCUAAUUUGAUUAAAAGUACUGUAAAAUUGUGAAAUAUUAUUACGAUUGAAAAUAUCUGUUUUCUAAGUUAAUA